Messenger RNA from Rhinolophus ferrumequinum (greater horseshoe bat), 4033 nucleotides. RefSeq names its product SAM and HD domain containing deoxynucleoside triphosphate triphosphohydrolase 1 (gene SAMHD1). Gene Ontology annotation, biological process: dGTP catabolic process; regulation of innate immune response; defense response to virus. Gene Ontology annotation, molecular function: protein binding; dGTPase activity. The coding region runs from base 132 to 2018 and encodes 628 amino acids. Gene Ontology annotation, cellular component: nucleus. The record is from RefSeq and is a predicted model, not a curated record. The transcript has 16 exons. NCBI's taxonomy places the organism in Eukaryota, Metazoa, Chordata, Mammalia, Chiroptera, Rhinolophidae.
CGCCUGCGCGGGAGGCCAGUAGGCUGGCAACGCGGAGCGGACUGGCCGCCCGUGUCGGGCUGUCAGUGCGCCUGCGCGCGAGCCAAGCACCGCGGUUCUUGAGUGUGCUGUGCCGGGCGCUGAGUGUAGCCAUGGAGAGAGCCGACUCUGAGCGGACCCCCAAACGGCCCCGAACUGAUGGCAGCCCAAGAACCCAGCCGAACACCCCUUCCGCUGUUGCGGCAGAGGUGUCCCCGGCCCCCAAACUCCACCCCGACCACAGGACCUGGGACUCGGAGCAGGUGUGCGACUUUCUAAAGCGCGAUGGCUUCAGAGAUCCGGGACUGCUGGACCGCAUCCGAGAAAAGAAAAUCAUAGGUUCAUUACUGCCCUAUCUUGAUGAGUCUCAUCUUGAAAAUCUUGGAGUGGGUUCCUUGUGGGAGAGAAAGAAGCUGCUUAAUUCUCUCCAGCAAUUGAGUCAAACUCGUGUUCGUGGAGUGAAGGUAAUUAAUGAUCCAAUCCAUGGCCACAUUGAACUCCAUCCUCUCCUCAUCCGAAUCAUCGACACACCUCAAUUUCAGCGGCUUCGCUACAUUAAACAGUUGGGAGGCACUUACUAUGUUUUUCCAGGAGCUUCACACAAUCGAUUUGAGCACAGUCUAGGCGUAGGUUAUCUAGCAGGAUGUCUAGUUCGUGCACUGAGUGAAAAACAACCAGAGCUGCUGAUAAGUGAGCGAGAUAGUCUCUGUGUUCAGAUUGCUGGGCUGUGUCAUGACCUCGGUCAUGGGCCAUUUUCUCAUAUGUUUGAUGGAAGGUUUAUUCCACUUGCUUGCAAAGAUCUGAAAUGGAAGCAUGAACAGGGCUCAGUUGAUAUGUUUGAGCACUUAGUUAAUUCUAAUGGACUCAGAGCUGUCAUGGAACAGUAUGGUCUCGUCCCUGAAGAAGAUAUUUGCUUUAUCAAGGAACUAAUUACAGGACCACCUGAAUCACCAACCAAAGAAUCGUUGUGGGCAUACAAAGGGCGUCCUGUAGAGAAAAGCUUCCUUUAUGAGAUAGUGGCCAAUAAAAGAAAUGGUAUUGAUGUGGACAAAUGGGAUUAUUUUGCCAGGGACUGCCAUCAUCUUGGAAUCCAAAAUAGUUUUGAUCACAAGCGCUUUAUUCAGUUUGCCCGAGUCUGUAAAGUAGAUAAUAGGCUGCACAUUUGUACUAGAGACAAGGAGGUUGGGAAUCUGUAUGACAUGUUUCAUACACGCAUCUGUUUGUACCGUAGAGCUUAUCAACACAAAGUUGGCAACCUCAUUGAUAUAAUGAUUUCAGAGGCUUUCCUCAAAGCAAACCGCUACAUAAAGAUUCCUGGUUCUGAAGGCAACAUGUGUAGCAUUUCUACAGCAAUUGAUGACAUGGAAGCCUUCACUAAGCUAACAGAUAACAUUUUCCUGGAGAUCUUACACUCUACUGAUCCCAAAUUGGAUGCAGCACGAGAGAUUUUGAAAAAAAUUGAAUGCCGUAAUCUGUACAAGUAUGUGGGUGAGACUCAGCCAAGUAAAGGCUCAGAGAUUAAAAGGGAAGACUAUCAAAAACUUCCAGGAGAGAUUGCUGAAGCCAAACCUGAUGUGAUGCAACUAGUUAAACUGAAUGCUGAAGAUUUCAUAGUGGAUGUUGUCAACAUGGAUUAUGGAAUGGAAGACAAGAACCCUAUUGAUAAUGUUUACUUCUAUUGUAAGAGUAAUUUCAACCAACCAAUCACGAUUGCUAAAGAACAGGUUUCACAGUUUUUGCCAGAGAAAUUUAAAGAGCAGCAAAUUCGAGUAUACUGUAAGAAGACAGAUGAAGAGAGUUUGUAUGCAGCACAGCAAUAUUUCGUUAAUUGGUGCGCUAAAAGAGCUUUCAACAAGCCACAGGAUGGCGAUGUCAUAGCCCCACUUAUAACAACACCCCAGAGAGAUGUCCGGAAUUGCCAGAAAUCAGCCCGGAGUCCAGCUAUCCCCCAGGAGACAUCCAAAGCCCGACAACAGCUUUUUAGAGAUGGUUUGAUGUGAAUGUCUGCAAUCAUUUGUUUACAAAUGUCCCUCUCCCCCAACACAAUUAAUUAAUUGAGAGAAUUUAAUCACAGACAUCUACUAAUUUAGUGACAACUAGUGCUUUUUAUUUUAUAUUUCGAAUGUGCACAAAUGCUGAAGCUAAGCAGUUUUUAUUCAAAGGAACAUAAAGGCAUUAGGCAAAUCUUGCUAUCCAUGCUGUGAGAAGUAUUACCUUGCCUAUUUUUAAUAUUAACAAAGCCUUUCUCUUUUAGUACUCUAUUUUCUUAGAAAAACAGUUAUUUUAUGUAUCUGAACUUUUAUGACACGUGAUUGUUUUUUUAGAAAGAAAAUUGGAAAUAAGACGAGGGUGCACAUUGGAAUUUGAAAUUGGGAUUGUCAUGAACAGCCGUGGUUAAAAACAAAAUAUAAAAUCCUAGCCUCCUGAGGAGGUGCCCAUCACUCCGAAUUUGAAGACUACUCUCCUUAAAUGAUGUAAAUGUUAGUGAAAGAUCUUGUCCCCUCAGACUUUGGGAGUAAACAGUAGGAGAUGAGAACCAGGAGUGGGCUCCAACUCUUUGGUGAGAGAUCGGAUUCAUUUAUUCAGAAGAUCUGAGGACUCUAGCCUCCUCUGAAGGGGGGCAUAAAACUACCUUUUAGGAGACUCCUACCCCCAGUGGCAGAGGGAUCCCCCAAACCAGGCUUUCUCUAGGUUACUUGUGGCUCCAGCCCCGGACGGGUGCUUUCCUGAAUGCUCACUGCCCAAGUCCCAAGGGUUUUACCACUGCUUAGCCCAGAGAAGGAGUCUCCCCUCCGACCUGCUCCCUGUGUCUCCCUCAGGAACUGAGCAGAGGCCAGCCCAGGAGCCAUCGUCAGGGCCACUCAGAGCUGGGACGUGGUGCUGGCUCGGUGCGUUUUACGGUUUCAGAGCAAAGGUGGCCUGCCCGUGCCCACGCGUGAUACCCUGGGAAUUCCAGGUUCCCCUUUGUAAAGGGACGUUCUGCACCUCCAGCAGAGGAGUAGGCACCAGUGUGGUUGAGCAGUGCUCCUGUACCGAGGGGCCCCCUCCCCCACAUCCCUAGUCUUGCAGAAAUCACCAAGAGCAGAGUCUGGAGGUAGAGCCGAACCAGUGGUGGCCAGGGGGUCCUGAAGAUGCAAGGCAGUGCAGAAUGGGCACGUGGAGCCCCUAACCUCUUAUGGGCGGGCACUCCCUGUCUCAGUUGGGAGUGGGGAGAAAGUGGGGCUCUGGGCAAGAGUGAGUGGAGGAAGGGGAGAACCCAGCCCCCAGACAGCAGAUUAUCCAGACAUUUAGGAUCGCUGCCACCUUGCACUGUGUCACCAGGUUUUUGUUUUGUUGACACAAAUGAAAAGUAUUUGGAGUGUCUGCCAUUCUGUAUUGUCACCACCCUCCUUCUCCAUCCCUCAGUAGAUAAUCAAGAGCUGACCCUAAUUCACGGGAAAAUAGUUAAAACCCUUCUCUCACACUAUGAUGCCAUGUAGACGGGCUGUGUUCACCUGCGGGUCCAGACAAGCUCAGGUAAAGGCAUCCGUGGUACUGGCUCAUAUCUGUUUUGGCCAAGGUGCCUCUAAAACAUUCAGUGGGAGAACUAUAGGCCUCAGACUUCGUGUACCAGACAUAAGGUCAAGAAUGUAAUGUUUUUCUGCUAAGAUUGUUUUAUUUCUGCAACUCCUCCCUGUAAAUCACUGUGGUUUACUUUGGAAUCUUGUAGUCCCAAAAUUGUAUCAUUGUGCUAUCUGAGAAUCAACUUGAAUCUAUUUUGUUUGCAUAUAACGCAGCCGCACUUUAUGCUCUUUCCAACUGUUUUCAUUAUGAGCACCAUAUGCAAUUUAAAAGUUAGAUUUAUCUUAAGAAACAGCUUCACUGUUUGUCUUAAGAUGGAGACUUUAACAGCUUAGCCUCUCGAAUUACUGAAUGUUACAUAUCACCUUGAGAAUGUAAGUAGAACUGCAAGUUUAAAUGACUAGUUACUUUAUUUGGGUGAGGGAAACAGCUGCAAUAAAGCUUCCUGAAUGUA